UGUAAAGAGAGGGUUGUUUGCCCUUAAAUGAAAUCAGGACUAAUACUAGCCCAGGUUCCAACCGAGAGGAACGUCAACGAGCUUCAUCAAGUUCUUGUCACAUUACAACAUAUCUACGAAUUUACUAUUAGCCUGCUGAUAACGGGACAUUACUGUCAUCGUGAAGAAAUACUUUAGAUUCUUACCUGAUCUCAGCAGAUUUUUUCAUCUCAAUUCUCCUCUCUUUGGUUUCAUUCUGGCUAGUGGUUCAAUACAAUGUUGCAUCUCAUUUUGUUAAUUAUAUGCUUUAUAGAAAAAUCAGAUUCUGCGAAAUUCAGUUUAUCCGUAAUCCCAGCAAACCAACCAGUACUUAUUGGUCAAAAAGUAAUUUUAAGAUGUCAGGUACAAGGAAUACGACUUUCAACAAAAUAUGCAGUGUUAUUUCGGCAUAAAGAAAACUUAAUUUCAGAGAAGUGUUUCGUGUACGAAGCACAAAAGUAUCACCUAAUAUGUGAACCAGAUGAUUGGCAAAGAGCCGAAACUUAUGAAUUACAUAUUAAAUCAGUUUCUUGGGCAGAUCGUGGUAAUUGGUCGUGUAUUUAUGCAGCAAAUAAAACCAUACAAACUCUUGAAGUAUAUGCACCAGCUAAAUUGGAAAAGAUGGGUGUUUCAAGUCUAACAUCAUUGCCUGUGACAAACAAAGAAAGUAUGACCAAAGACUCCAGUUCACCUUCAGAAUUAUCAUCUUCAUCGUCUUUGGCUACAGCUGGAUUGGAUUCAGCUUUAUCUAUCAUUGGCACACCACCUAGUCAACAUAUCGGCUUAGGCACUCGAACUAAUCCGUAUGAUUUACGUUCAGGACUAGGAAUUCAGCUUACUUGUGAAACAACUUGUGGACAUCCUCGAGCCAAUAUAACUUGGCUAGUCAUGAAUGAGACAAUGACUAAAGCAAUUAUGCCCACGAAUCCAAAUAAAAUUCAUGAGAAUGUUUGUAGUAACUCACCAAAUACAAUUGAUAUGACAACUACUAAGUCAACUUUACAUGUUCAUUGCUCACAAUUAGAUAUUAUUGGUUUAAAUCAAGUUCAAUGUUCAGUGAAUGGACCACAAUAUAAAGAUACUUUAUUGACACGAAAUGUUUACAUAUUAUGUACUGGUGGUGAAAGACCAAUGCGCUUAACAAGUGGUGAAGUUGUCGGAAUAGCUGUUGGUUCAGCAUUAGGUUUAAUUUUAGUAUUUAUCGGUUGUAUUAUUUUGCGUAAUAAUGGGAAAUCAUCUCCUUUACCAUUUCAUGGUCAUAUACCCGGUCAGCGUGUAUAGGAAAACGAGAAUUCUUUUUUUUCUCUCUCUCUCUCUGAUUUCAUUGUUCACAAUAAUAUCUGUUCUCAUUGUUUAUAUUGUACAAUUUUGUCAUUUUUUUCUCUACAUACUACUGAUAAUGAUAAUCAUAAUAGUAAUAGUAGUAUUCUGUAUUGAUUGCAUUUACAACAAUGCAUUCCCAUCAUUCAAUUGUUUUCUUCUUUUUUUUCUAUUUUCCAAGUUCAUAUUAGCAUAAAUUUCAGUUUUGGUCAUUUUCUUAUAAUAAGUGGGUCUAUAUUUGUUUGCUUUUUAAGCAUAUAUUGCUUUAACAAUUAUUUGUAUUGCAUUUUUUUGUUGUUUUUUUUAUCACAUAUCAUUUCAUUCUAAAGUCAAUUAAUUUCUAGUUACUUAUCUUCUCAUUUAUUAUUUCUAGUUUUAUGCAUUUUUAUCUGCGAUAAAAUGUUUUUAUAUAUUACGACUACUACUGAUAAUAAUAGUAGUACUAUUAUUAUUAUUAUUGUGUGUUAUGUUGAUUCUAAAGUCAAUGAAAUUUGUGUUGUCAUGAUUUUUCCGCUUGAUAUCAGUUUUUCUACACAACAAUUAAGUAAAGGGAGGCAAACGUAAAACUUUGCAAAGUAUUUACUGUAAACGGAAUCUCUGGUAGAGAUAAUAAUAAAUGAUAAAAAUGUACGUUUUGUGACAUCAUCUAGGAAUCAAUAUCGAUUAUUCAGCAUAUUAGAAUCUCAACUUUUUUUUUACUGGUAUUACAUUUGAACAUGUCAAUAUUGAUACUUGAACAAAUUGUCCUUUUCUGGGUUACUGUUUUACUUCGUAUUUUUCUUUCAAAUGAUGUAAAUAGGUAACUUUUUUGUUUGUUUUUUUACUCUUUAUUGCGUAUGUAUGUAUGCUUUUGAUACUUUUGAAAUUAAUAUUCAUUCGUGUUCUAUUAUUCUAUAAAAUUCUAUUUCAUAAGCUGUUUUAUUCGAAUUAAAACUUAUUAUUUCCA
Messenger RNA from Schistosoma margrebowiei, 2284 nucleotides. The record is from the annotation of a GenBank genome assembly. Lineage: Eukaryota; Metazoa; Platyhelminthes; Trematoda; Strigeidida; Schistosomatidae.